UAGCUGGUAUGAAAUGGAAAGCCGGUCAAACCUUUUUCGUACAUAUGCACGCAAUCCAAUUGAACCCUAAACAUUGGCCUGAACCCGAGAAAUUUGAUCCAGAUCGAUUUAUGAAAAAUUCCAUCGAAAAGAAUUCCUUUAUUCCAUUUGGUGGCGGUGUUCGAAUGUGUCCUGGACGACAUUUAGGAGAGUUGGGAAUUAAAACUUUAAUGGCUUCAGUAUUUAGAAAAUUUGAUGUUAGUUUAGUAGAUCCGGAUGCACCUCUUCAUAAAGGAUAUGGACGGGCUUACAGUGGCAUUUCAAUGUUUGCAUAUGAUACAGCUUGGUUGGCAAUGAUUCCUAAUAAAGCAUAUAAAGAAUCAGCUGUCACCGAUGAAUCAAUGACUUCUAUUUGA
Diversispora eburnea is the source of this 395-nucleotide messenger RNA. The record is from the annotation of a GenBank genome assembly. NCBI's taxonomy places the organism in Eukaryota, Fungi, Glomeromycota, Glomeromycetes, Diversisporales, Diversisporaceae.